Molecule: messenger RNA, 1947 nt
Organism: Podospora bellae-mahoneyi
Lineage: Eukaryota; Fungi; Ascomycota; Sordariomycetes; Sordariales; Podosporaceae
Exons: 7
Coding region: 424-1593 (389 amino acids)
Molecular function (GO): DNA binding; zinc ion binding
Source: RefSeq, a predicted model, not a curated record
GUUCAUUCCACCUCCCUCCAGAUAGGUCGUACCUUCUCUCCUCGCAAAAAAGAACUGUGGAACAGCUGGGAUUUCUGCCUGGUUUUUCCAACUUUUUUCAUCGACGGUCAGAAGAAAGUCUGUCUCGAUUUUCUUUGAGAAAACUUUUCACCUCUUUUCCAGAAAUCUUUCUGGCAAGCUUUGUUGUGUGUUGAAAUAUUGGUCGGAUCGACCCAUUCACUGCUCACUGUCUUCUAUCCAAUCUCACCCACUCAGCAACGCGCAAUAGACGCGUCCAUCUUCCAGUCUCCAACACGACAGAGAAAAGGAAGCGAUUGGGAAGCUAUUCUGCAGCGAUUCGACACGUUUUCUGCUUUGAAUAGAGGAUCUCAACAAUCUCAGCAAUCCUAACAGAAUCGGCUUGAUCACUGAAAGUCGGUCAAGAUGUCUGGUUAUCGUGUUGAGAGAGCCACUACCGGCCGUGCCGGGUGCAAAGACCCCGUCUGCAAGAAGGAAAACAUCAAGAUUGAAAAGGGCCAGCUCCGGUUUGGAGUCUGGGUGACCAUCAUGGAGCAUGGGAGCUGGGCCUGGCGUCAUUGGGGCUGCGUCUCUGGUGAGACCAUCUCCAACUUGCAGGAGUAUCUCAGCAAGGACAAGAACGGUGAAUACAACUGGGAUAUGCUUGAUGGCUGGGAGGAGUUGGAGGAGUACCCUGAUUUGAGGCAGAAGGUCCAGAGGGUUCUUAACCAGGGACAUAUCGAUGCUGAGGAUUUCAAUGGCGACCCCGAAUUCAACGUACCUGGACAGAAGGGAAUUCGCCCGCGUCAGCCCCGGAAGAAGAAGAACGCUGAGGAAGAGGAGGGCAAUGGAGCUGAGGCUGCAGAGACUCCUGCCAAGAAGCGUGCUGCUAAGCGUGGCCGCAAGAAGGCUGAUGAAGACGAAGCUGAGGCUGAAGCCGAGACCGAGGCUCCUGUUGCGAAGAAGGCUAAACGUGGUGGCAAGAAGGCUGCUGCUGCUGCUGUUGAAGACGAGGAUCAAGUUUUGGCUGAUGCUGAGCCGGCUGAGGAGCAAGAGAAACCCAAGAAGAAGGCUGCUCGUGGCAAGAAGGCUGUUGCUGCUGUUAAGGAAGAGGACGAAGAGGAAGCUGCGCAGCCCAAGAGAAGAGGUGCUGCUCGUGGCAAGAAGGCGGCGCCUGUUUACAAGGAGGAGGAGGAGGAAGAGGAGGAGCAAGACGAGGAUGAAAUUGUUGAGAAGCCCAAGCGUGUUGCCCCUGCCAAACGUGGAGCUAAGGGGAAACAGGCAAAGGAGCCUGAGCCGCAAGCUGAGCCAGAGUCCGAGGCGACACCCGAGGAGGACGAGGAGGAGGUUGUCGAGAAGCCGAAGCGUGCUGCUCCUGCCAAGCGUGGAGCUCGGGGCAAGAAGGCGAAGGAUGCCGAGCCUGAGCCUGAGGUUGAGGCCGAUGCGGAGGUUGAUGCUGCGCCGGAGGAGGCCGAGGUUGAGGGGAAGGUCGCUCCCAAGAAGCGAGGAGGCCGGAAGCCCAAGGCCAAGGCUGCCGAUGCCGAUGGUGAAGCUGCUCCUGCCCCAAAGAAACGUGGUAGAAAGGCGGCUGCCUAGAGUUGAUGUACUCAACACACUUUACCCGUCGUCAACACUUGAUAUGUUUUUUUUUUGGCGAGGCAGGUAGUGGACUUUUCUUGUUGGCACAAUUUGCUGGGUUCAUUUUUUUUUCUUUUUCACGAUGAGCUCUUCAAUGCGAUGAUAUAUGGCUUUGGCCCCUCAGAGGAGGAGCUAUGGUUGCCACUACAGCACCGGCCGCCGGAUUUUAUUCAAAGCAGGAAGAGCACACAGAAUUUGGCGGCGGCAUAAUACCUGGGUGGGUGUAUCAUACUGUUUUUUUUUCCUACUUUUUUUCUUGUCAGAGUAACCCAUAUUUUUCCAUAGGAGGAAAUACAUUGUGAUCGUCUGCAA